Columba livia (rock pigeon) is the source of this 3228-nucleotide messenger RNA. It is a transcript of the gene DCT, whose product is annotated as dopachrome tautomerase. NCBI's taxonomy places the organism in Eukaryota, Metazoa, Chordata, Aves, Columbiformes, Columbidae. Gene Ontology annotation, cellular component: melanosome. Gene Ontology annotation, molecular function: dopachrome isomerase activity; oxidoreductase activity. The transcript has 9 exons. The record is from RefSeq and is a predicted model, not a curated record. The coding region runs from base 581 to 2149 and encodes 522 amino acids. Gene Ontology annotation, biological process: developmental pigmentation; positive regulation of neuroblast proliferation; ventricular zone neuroblast division.
CUCGUCUAGGUGUUCCUGCUCCAGCAGGGGGAUUGGACUAGAUGAUCUUUUGAGAUCCCUUCCAAUCCCUAACAUUCUGUGAUUCUGUGAUUCUGUGACCUGGAAAGACGGGUCGUAAUUAAAAGAAUAAGACCUUUUCUCCAGCCACCUCAGCUGAAACAAGACCAUCAAUUUCUCAAAGCUCAUGAAAGUCCUGCAGAAAUAAAUCUGAGGCAUUUACCCUCCUGACAAGCUUCAGAGCCCACAGAACUUGCGUUCAUGCUGGAGCCUUUUCUGCCCUUGAUGUCAUGUGCAAAACACGAGGAUUUGUGCUGUGCUAAUCCUGCUAAUGAGGGUUUCUCCCACCCUCUAUAUAAACCUUGCUCAAAGCCGUGGCUGCUGAGCAGGCACCGCAGAGCCAAAGCUCCUGUCUUUUGAACCUCAUUCAAGGCAAUUAGAGACCGAGACUAAAUAAACACCCGAUACCAGCAUCCUCAGUGGUGAGAGAGAUUAUCCCCCUUGGCUGGGGCACAGAGCUGCGGUGCAGCCGGGUUGUCUCACGGCGGAGAUCUCCCUGCUCCCCUCACUCAGGCCAGCUGUCAUGGGCGCCCUGAGGUGGCUCUUCUGGGCUGGGCUGGGCUAUCUGAGCUGCUGCUGUCUCCCCUGGGCGCAGGCCCAGUUCCCCCGUGCCUGCAUGACGGUGGAUGCCCUUCGCUUGAAGCGCUGCUGCCCAGCCUUGGGGACAGAGCCCGGCAACAUCUGUGGGUCCCUGCAGGGCAGGGGACAGUGUCAGGGGGUGCAGGUGGACACUCAGCCCUGGAGUGGCCCCUAUACACUUCGAAAUGUGGAUGACCGGGAACGAUGGCCCCUCAAGUUCUUCAACCAGAGCUGUUGGUGCACAGGAAACUUUGCUGGCUAUAACUGUGGUGACUGCAAGUUUGGCUGGACUGGCCCCAACUGCAACGUGAGGAAGCCACCAGUUGUCAGGAAGGAUGUCCACUCCUUGACAGCAGAGGAAAGAGAGCAGUUCUUCGAUGCUCUAGACCGUGCAAAGACAACCGUGCACCCAGACUAUGUAAUUGCAACUCAGCACUGGUUAAGUCUGCUUGGCCCCACUGGAGACGAACCACAAAUUGCCAACUGUAGUAUCUAUAACCACUUCGUUUGGCUUCAUUACUACUCAGUCAGAGACACGCUAUUAGGACCUGGCCGCCCCUUCACAGGUAUUGAUUUCUCCCAUCAAGGACCGGCCUUUGUUACUUGGCACAGGUAUCAUUUGCUGUUGCUGGAGAGAGACCUGCAGCGGCUGAUCGGCAAUGACUCCUUCGCGCUGCCCUACUGGAACUUCGCCACAGGUAGAAAUGAGUGUGACGUCUGCACGGAUCAGCUCUUCGGAGCAUCGCGACCGGAUGACCCAGAGCUGAUCAGCCUGAGCUCCAGGUUCUCCCGCUGGCAAAUAGUUUGUAACAGUUUGGAUGACUACAACCGCCUGGUCACGCUGUGCAAUGGGAGUGAUGAAGGGCCGCUGCGGCGGAGGCCGGCCGGGGCAUCCAGCGAGCAUCUGCCCACCGCAGAGGACGUCAGGAGGUGCCUUUCCCUGCAGGAGUUCGACAGCCCCCCCUUUUUCCGCAAUUCCAGUUUCAGUUUCAGGAAUGCGCUGGAGGGCUUUGAUAAACCAGGUGGAGCCCUUAACUCGCCGAUGAUGAGCCUUCAUAAUUUGGUUCACUCUUUCCUGAAUGGGACCAGUGUUCUACCCCAUGCAGCUGCCAAUGAUCCCAUCUUUGUGGUUCUUCACUCCUUUACUGAUGCCAUCUUUGAUGAGUGGAUGAAGAGGUUUAACCCCCCUGACAAUGCCUGGCCUGAGGAGCUGGCCCCCAUCGGUCACAACAGAUUGUAUAACAUGGUCCCUUUUUUCCCUCCUGUCACCAACGACGAGCUCUUCCAAACUGCGGAGCAGCUCGGCUACACCUAUGCCAUUGACUUACCAGGUUCACUUGAAGAAACCCAAGCCUGGGCUGUCAUGGUUGGAACCACAACUGGAGGAGCAUUUAUAGCUCUGGCUACACUUGUUCUGCUGCUUGUACUUUUCCUGCACCGAAGGCAGAGAAGAGGUUUUGAACCACUGAUGAAUGUGAGCUUCAACCCCAAAAAGUACACAGAAGAGGCCUAAUGCCCUUGCUUUGUUUCUUUGCUCAUUCUUGUAGGAAGUGGCCUUGAUUGCCUUAUUGAGAUCUUAGCUGAGGAUUUAUCGCACACUCCUUUGGCAGCUGACUACAUUGUUCUCACUCAGGUUUUCCCAUUAUCUAGUGAAUUGUUAAUAUGUGAAGUCUCUGGGUACAUAUGUGCAAGGCCCAACAGGCUAAACUUUUCUCAUUACUAAACGUUAUCUGGAGUGUGUGACACUUGUAAGUCAUCCUCUAUAGAUUUAGAUUGAGACAGCUAUGAAUCUAAAUAGAAGAAAACCAACUUGAAUAACCAAGAUAAUUUUUCACCUCAAUGUAUUUUUAAUUUCAUUUAGCAGCUCGUAGAUGUGCUGGAAGUUAUUAACUCUACAUAUAUAUUCGAAUAACACAUUAUUUUUACAGUUAUCAAUAAAUGUUCUGAAUAACACAGUCUUUUUUUAAGGUUCAAAAUGUUUCAUGCUGUUUCACAAAACACUAUAGGAACUCCCUGGUUAUAGUUUAUUUUAGAAUCAUGAUCAAUUCCAUGUCAUGUACAGUCAAGCUGAUGUUAGCAGUAGGUAAACCUCCAAACUCAAAUUCUGAAAUUUAAGAGCAGGAUUUCCCUGACAGCUAAAUAUACACUUGUGUUUUACCUCUAUGUUAGGAACCUGUGACAGAAGUUGAAAAUGGUGCUUGUCCUUCUCUAUUCUGACUCUGCUGCAAUGUUUAAUGAAUUUAGAACUAAAUUUACCGGGACUGAAGACUGAGCUAGCUCUCAUUACCCAGGUCUGCAGGUAGGGGAUCAGGUUUGGAUGUGGCAUUCCCUAGACCACAUCUUAAACGUUACUUUAUAUAUUCCCUAUGUAUUUCUUUAUUUAGACAUAUAUUUGGACCAUAUUUUGUUUGCUUUCCCAUGUUAUCUUGAGAGAGGGUUUUUACAGAGCAAAUGAAGUCCUGAACAGAUCAUGUCAGAUUUGUUGCAUAAUAUGUUACAUUAAUGGAGUGCACAGAUUUUGUGUUUUGUAAGGUCCUGAGUCUUAGGAAAACUCUGCUUUUGUAGCCUUGAAUAAAAAAUUCCAGUAAGCAA